UUCACUCAGUCAGUCAUCGAUUCAAUAGCGAAUAACAUCAUAUAAGAAGUGUUCGCAUGUUGAAAAAGACAAUUCUAAUAAAGUUAAGCCUGCAAAAGGGAACAGACUCGGUGGAAAUUGGUUUUCUUAACCGGAACAACGAAACAAAAACUUUGUGAAAUCAAGUGUUCCUAUCGUUACCUUAGAAACCAAAGGCAAAAAGAGAAAAAAUAAAAAGAAAUUUUUUAGUAAAUUUUUGACAAUCAAAACGUAUAAAUGCAACAAAAGCACAAUAAAUUGAUCAAAUACUAAAAAUGUUCAGAAUAUGAUAACAUUUUAACGCGUUUUGAUAACAUUUUCGGUUUUAAUUAUAUUUAUUUAUUUUUUUACGUAUUUCUUGUAUGCGACGAGAUUUGAUUUAUUCCAUACGUGUAAGAAAAAAAAAUGUGCAGAGUGUAUUGUCGUCAUUCGACUUGAAGCGUCGCCUAAUGUUUUUGUUGUUGGAUAUUUAAUUUUUGAAAGUUUGCACUGUUUUUUUUUCUCAAUUGGUACAUUCUAGAGAAAAAACCCCACAAGGACACGCCUAAUACUUUAACAUUAGUUGUUGCUGAAUUUUUGUCCUCUUGUUCCACUGUUUUAACACCGUAAACGAAUACGAAUGUGAUUAUUGAAUUUUCGCGCAGACAAAAUAGUAGUACAAAUAGAUAUCACACGAAAAUAAUUUCAAAAUCAGUUUAUACGCGAUAAUUAACUCAAAUUAUCUAACGAGCUUAUGCAGCCGAAACGGAUGAUAACAACAAGUGGAAAGCAUUUCAUAGUAGAAUAACAGAUCAAAAUUCCAAAUACUUCGGAACGAAUUCUAAUCGGUAGAGAAACAAAUUUUAAUUGCAAUGGCUUGGACAUAUUACACAUCAUGGCAAUAUCAUCGACGAAAAAGACCUAAUCCACAUUGUACACAACAACGAGUAGAGCAACAGCAGCCAGAAAAACAACAGUGUCUUCACCUUCCAAACUUUUGUUGGAUAAAUAAUUUAGCGUUUGUGUUUAUUUGUUCGCUAAUAAUUCAACAUUGCCCGACAACAACGGGCACCGAGAUAAUCAACGGUUAUGAUGAUAGUAAUAUUGAACACUGUGUGUGGUAUGGUGUGUGCAAAACUGAUCCGUUGACGCAGCACAAGCUGUACUGCAGCAAUAAUGACACAGCCAAGCGAUUACCAACGGAUGGCCAACGUCUGUUGCGACAUUAUUGUUCUCAUUUAGUACACGGUGAAACCGAUACAUUCACAUGCUGUGAUGGCGAACAGAUCGAUGUAAUCAAUAAGAAUAUCAAAUUAGCAGCGAAUUUUCUACAAAGAUGUCCGUCGUGCUUUAGUAAUUUUGUACGACAAAUAUGCGAUAUGACAUGUAGUCCAAAGCAAUCGCAGUUCAUGCGAAUUCAGGGAAUUGAGCAAGGAGCAAAAGGUCCAAUCGUGACGGGUGUCGACAUUUCAAUAACCGAAAGAUUCCUGAAUGAAACUUUCCGGUCAUGCUCUCAGGUCAUCGUUCCUUCAACUGGGAAACUGGCGUUGGAUAUGAUGUGCGGCGAAUGGGGUGCUUCGCGUUGUAGUCCAAAGAAAUGGUUUGAUUUUAUGGGUGAUGCUUCUGAUAAUAACCCAUAUGUUCCAUUUCAAAUCACUUAUAUUACCGAUCCAAUUCCGGGUUAUACUCAGCUAGAUCCACCUACUGUACCGUGCAAUAAGGCUGUUAACAAUAAGACGUUACCAUGUGCAUGUGUUGAUUGUGAACAAUCUUGCCCGAAGCCAUCGCCGUUGCCGCCGCCACCAAAACCAUUCACAAUAUUCGGCCUGGAUGGAUACAAAGUGUUCAUGGCCGCAUUGUUCGUUGUUUUUUCAGCACUAUUUUUAAUCGGCGUUUGCCUUUAUCCAAGUAAAUCCAUGGAUGCGGGUUUGGUUCGGAUAGACUGCGUUCAUGGUGAGAUAAAUUCAAAUUCGGAUCGGCGGUUAGGAAGAAAUGGACCACAAUGUCAACCAUGCGACGCAGAUGCAAUUGACAGUGAAGACUCGCCAUUACAGUCAAAACGUUCGAGUGGAACAUGGGAAGGUGACCCAGAUCUUGAUAGGCACCAGAACAAUGGAAUGGGAAGUGAUGAAGCUGAUAGUGGAUACUUUGAGCGGCUGGGAGCGCAUACGGAAAUCUUUUUCGAAAAAUGCUUCACAGCAUGGGGUACAUGGUGUGCCAAUAAUCCAUGGCUGGUUCUGUUCAUAGGUUUCUGCUUUGUUUGUGCGAUGGGACAUGGCAUAAAGUAUCUGAAAAUCACAACCGAUCCGGUCGAACUAUGGGCAGCGCCCAAUUCACGUUCACGUAUCGAACGCGAAUUUUUCGAUUCUAAUUUUGAACCAUUCUAUCGAAUUGAACAGAUUAUAAUUAAAGCAAAUUUACCUAAUUUCACCUAUGAUACAUCGAAUGGGCCCAUUCAAUUCGGACCAGCAUUCAAUAAAACGUUUUUACUCGAAGUGUUUGAGCUACAAAAUAGCAUUAAAAUGCUGGGUGAAGGGACCAAUCACAGUUUGGAGAAGAUUUGUUUUGCACCAUUGAGUUCUGAAUUCACGGGACCAGUCAAACCGGCCGAUUGUGUUGUACAAUCGAUUUGGGGCUAUUUCCAAGAUGACAAGGUGAAAUUUGAAGAAGAAGAUGUCGACAGCAAAGGUUUCAACAUUACGUACUUGGAUACGUUGAUGAAGUGCUUUGGAAAUUCAUUCGAUCCUGAAUGUUUAGCUCAGUACGGUGGUCCAAUUGAUCCGGCCAUUGCACUCGGCGGAUUCCUAGAAAGCGGUCAAUCACUCAGUGGAACGACCGAUUACAACAAAGCAAACGUUGUUAUUUUAACAUUUUUGGUGAAUAAUUAUCACAAAAAGGAGCGCUUAGAGCCGGCCAAAAAGUGGGAAGCAUUGUACGUUGAAUUUAUGAAAGAUUGGGUGAAACACAACAAAUCAAAACACAUCGAUAUCGCAUUCUCAUCAGAAAGAUCGAUUGAAGAUGAACUGUUGCGUGAAUCAAAAUCGGACAUUUCAACCAUUAUCGUGUCAUAUCUGAUAAUGUUUGUGUACAUUGCAAUUGCGUUGGGUCAUGUUGAACUCGAGCGAUACAGUCGCAUUUUGAUUGACAGUAAAAUUACACUGGGAAUCGGUGGUGUGGUGAUUGUACUGGCGUCGGUGGUUUCAUCGGUGGGAAUGUUCGGAUUCAUUGGUUUACCAGCUACGCUAAUCAUCGUUGAAGUAAUUCCAUUCUUGGUACUCGCUGUUGGUGUCGACAAUAUAUUCAUUCUGGUUCAAACACAUCAGCGUGACGCAAAGCGACCGAAUGAGUCACAUGCCGAUCACGUUGGACGAAUUCUGGGAAAAGUGGGACCAUCAAUGCUUCUAACAUCGGUCAGCGAAAGUUGUUGCUUCUUCCUGGGUGGGCUGUCAGAUAUGCCUGCUGUUAAGGCUUUUGCACUGUACGCUGGAAUGGCGCUAAUCAUUGAUUUCGUACUGCAAAUCACAUGUUUUGUGAGCCUUUUGGCCUUGGAUACGGUGCGCCAAGCGGAGAAUCGUUAUGAUAUUUUAUGCUUUAUUCGCGGCAAGCGUGAUGACGUGAUGACAGUGAUGGAAGGAACCUUAUUCAAAUUUUUCAAAUUAAUUUAUGUGCCUUUCUUGAUGCAAAACACCGUUCGAACCGUUGUGAUGAUUGUAUUUUUCGGAUGGUUGUGCUCGAGCAUAGCCGUCGCACCGCACAUCGAUGUCGGUCUCGACCAAGAACUCUCCAUGCCCGAAGAUAGUUUCGUUUUGAAAUACUUCCAGUUCAUCAAGAAGUACUUAAGCAUUGGACCGCCCGUUUACUUUGUUGCAACCGGUCUGAAUUACACAAAUACAAAGGAUCAAAACCUAAUUUGCGGCGGACAAUACUGUAAUGAUGACAGUCUAUCGACGCAACUGUUUAUCGCGAGUAAAUCGCCAAACUACACGUACAUUGCGCGCCCUCCGUCAUCUUGGCUAGAUGACUAUUUUGACUGGACGGGUUCGCAAACAUGCUGUCGCUACUUCCCAAAUAAUGAAAGCUUCUGUCCACAUUCAGAUAUGGAAUGUUUGUCCUGUAACAUCAAGUUGGAAUCAAAUCAACGACCCAAUUCUAGUGCAUUCGAACACUACUUGCCGUUCUUUUUGCAAGACAAUCCAGACGAAGAAUGCGCCAAAGGUGGGCAUGCCGCCUACUCGAAUGCUGUCAACUAUCACACAACAAAACUCAAUCACACGGAUGUUGUAGCAUCGUAUUUUAUGUCCUAUCACACAAUUUUGAAGACUUCAUCCGACUAUUAUGAAGCGCUGCGUGGUGCCCGCAAAGUGUCAUACAACAUAACACAAAUGAUCAAAGCAAAUCUACGCUUGAGCGGCGUCACCGAAAGUGAAAUAGCCAAAGUGAAUGUGUUCCCCUACUCAGUUUUUUACGUAUUUUAUGAACAAUACCUAACAAUGUGGCCAGACACCAUACAAAGCAUGGGUUAUUCAGUGCUUGCCAUUUUCAUCGUAACCUUCGUUCUGAUGGGCUUUGACAUUCAUUCAUCGAUUGUUGUUAUCAUCACUAUUACGAUGAUUGUCAUUAACUUGGGUGGCCUCAUGUACUUCUGGAACAUUUCGCUGAAUGCUGUGUCAUUGGUCAAUUUGGUCAUGGCUGUCGGUAUUUCAGUCGAAUUCUGUUCACAUCUCGUCCAUUCGUUCGCCGUUUCGAUGGAAGAGACGCGAGUACGACGUGCUGCUGAUUCACUAACCAAAAUGGGCAGUUCCAUUUUCUCUGGCAUUACAUUGACCAAAUUCGCUGGAAUUCUGGUGCUAGGACUGGCAAAAAGCCAAAUUUUCAAAGUUUUUUAUUUCCGAAUGUACCUGGGAAUCGUACUAUUUGGCGCUGCACAUGGUUUGAUAUUCCUGCCAGUUCUUCUUAGCUUUAUUGGUGCUCCUAUUAAUAAGGUGAAAUUGGCGAAAUAUCGACGACAAGAUUUUCAAGUUCAUGAAACAACACUGUCAACAAAUGCGUGAUGCGAAACAAACGACGUAAUAAUACUUACGUCAUCAACCAUCCCCUCAACAUCGACGUUUCAUCCAAUGCAAGCCUUUCAAAUUCGCUUGCACAAUCUAAUGCCACAAACAAUUAUGUGUCAUCGUCGACUGCAAUCUCGUCAUCAAUGUCCGAACGACCAACCCACGGAUCUUUGAAAUCUGUAAAUUCGCUGGACGACAAUCAUCGAUCACACGAGCUACCACAUAAAAUGCAACGUUCCCAAUAUUCGCAAAAUUCAAUCGAUCUACCGCCGACAACCGAUUCAUCGACCACUGACCUUGUAACCCGAACGUGAAAUGUAAAUAGUAUUAGAGAUAUAAAUAGAUAGCAUCAGACAGAGUGCAUCGCUCCGACUUCCUCUAUAUGUGUUUCUUUUUCUUUGUUUUGUUUUGUUUUGUUUUAUCGUUGCCAUGUAUUUAUGGAUGAGAAUCGAGAGCAUAGAUGCACUUGUCAAAGAGCGACGAUUUUAUCAAAUGCUAUUUAUAAAUCAUUUGGAGAUAAGUUUUCACAAGUUUUUGAAGUUAAGCGAAGAAGAGGAAGACAUAAAAAAUCAUAUUCGAUAAAUUUAAGAUUUUGUGCGGAAAAUUAAAAGAUUAUUGACAACGAAACAAAACAAAAGAAAAACAUUGAGAAGUAACAACAACAAAAAAAAUAAUCUACAAAAGACAUCAAAAACUAAUUGCUUGUCACAUCAUCUUUUCAUUUCAACUAUUCUUCAAUAGUUCUUCUCAUUUGAAACGAGGAAACGCCUUAUUUACUCUAAACAUAUUGAAUAAUGCGAUUCGAACAAUUUGCUUGCAUCUGUUCGACAAAACAAAUUCAAUAAAUUAUUAUUAUCAUUA
This is a messenger RNA of Sitodiplosis mosellana (orange wheat blossom midge), 5912 nucleotides long. RefSeq names its product NPC intracellular cholesterol transporter 1 (gene Npc1a). The coding region runs from base 870 to 5048 and encodes 1392 amino acids. Gene Ontology annotation, molecular function: lipid carrier activity. Lineage: Eukaryota; Metazoa; Arthropoda; Insecta; Diptera; Cecidomyiidae. The record is from RefSeq and is a predicted model, not a curated record. The transcript has 14 exons. Gene Ontology annotation, cellular component: membrane.